AUGUCUUUGAUUCCAGAAGAACUAGAACUCGAAACUAAUGAAAGUGACGAUGAACUAUAUUAUAAAGACAUAUACUUUGAUUCUGAUCUUGAUAACGAAACUGGUGAGGUCGAUAAGGAACAAAGCAAUUUGACAGAAGCAACAUAUUCAAUAAAAAAACAAAAAUCACGAAAAAAAUUAACUGAAGAAGAAUUAUUUUAUGAUUCUAAAAUGGAUGAUGAUGAUGAAUUGUGGAUGAAAAAAAAAAUGGCUCCAAUUUUUGUAGAAAAUUGUAAAGUCAAUCGGUCAGAACGAUUAAUUUAUACCGAUAAAGAAAAUGUUAAAGCGCGUAAUAAAAAUAAAAAUAAAAGAUUAUCAAAUAAGUUAUCAGAUAAGCAAAAGCAACAACCUAACUCUACAGAAGAUGCUACAGUCGAGAUGUCCGGAACAACAGAAGGGGAAAUUUAUUAUCCUGUAGAGUGCGAAAUUUGUGGAACUAAAGUGGCAGUAGUGGAUGAAGAGGAAGUAUAUCAUUUUUUUAAUGUUAUUCCAUCAUGA
This is a messenger RNA of Cetraspora pellucida, 537 nucleotides long. The record is from the annotation of a GenBank genome assembly. NCBI's taxonomy places the organism in Eukaryota, Fungi, Glomeromycota, Glomeromycetes, Diversisporales, Gigasporaceae.